Molecule: messenger RNA, 1258 nt
Organism: Drosophila elegans
Lineage: Eukaryota; Metazoa; Arthropoda; Insecta; Diptera; Drosophilidae
Product: kynurenine formamidase
Exons: 2
Coding region: 202-1104 (300 amino acids)
Molecular function (GO): hydrolase activity
Source: RefSeq, a predicted model, not a curated record
UAUUAGUUUAAAAGCUUAUUAAUACGUUAAAAAGUCAACGAUCUAACAGUGGCAAUCCGGUUUGACUUGUUGUACUGACAAUAAGGCUAAGAUAUUGCAUUACUUUUGACCGCAAAGCGUAGUACUAAACGCCAUUCGCUGCAGUUUGGGUGUGCUUUGACUUUCUAGUCUCCCAGUGUUUUUUUCGAUUUCUUAUCAGGAAUGUACAAUCCGAAGAGCAAAGACCUUGACCGGGAGUAUCUUCCCAGCUAUCAUACCACCAGGUUUCAGGAUCGACCGGAACCGAAUAUAGCCGUGCAGGAGCACUUUAUACGGCUAACCCAGCAGCAUGAAAGGGACUUGACCGAGCAGCAGGGCAUCAGUGUGGACCACUUGCGCUACGGAGGAGGUCGUCGGUUGGUGGAUGUGUUCUACAACGAACGUACUCCCGAACACGCGCCACUCUUCGUGUUCGUUCAUGGGGGCUACUGGCAGAUGCUGGACAAGAGCACCUCCUGCUCCUUGGUGGGUCCGCUGGUGCGUCGUGGAUAUCGCGUAGCCGUCAUGGACUACAACCUGUGCCCCGACGUCACCCUCGAGAAGCUGAUGAAGGAGUUCUCCGGGUUCAUCAGCUGGAUCUUCGACUACGCCGAACUGACCAAUGUGCUCGAGGUCACCUUCGCCGGACACUCGGCCGGUGCCCAUUUGCUCGCCCAGAUCCUGCACUCCCAGGAGGCGAUGAGCCCCCAGAGGAGCAAAAAGGUGUGGGCCUUGGUCUUCAUGUGCGGCAUCUACGAUCUGAGGGAGCUGUACAAUCUGGAAUCGGUUAAUCCCAAAAACAUUCUGAGCCUCAAUCAGCAGAGUGCGGGGACCUUGUCGCCCAUGCUGUGGGAAUACACGGACGUAGCCAUUUGGAGCUCCACCAAGAUGUACGUGGUGGCCGCGGAGCAUGACAGUACCACCUUCAUCGAGCAAAGUCGCCGUUUUGCCGAGCUGCUUAAAAAGAAUGGAUUCCGGGCCAGCUUUAAGGUCUUCUCGAAAUACGACCACUUCGACAUUAUCGAGGAGACGGCCAAUGACGAGUCGGAGGUGUCCAAGUUCCUGCGCAACAUCCGGAUGGACUAAACUGGGCGGAGCCCCAUUUUAGUUCUUGAUUCUCACCGUUCUGUUUAUUUAGUACAACUAACUUAGCCUAGUAGUAUUCCAUAUGUACACUAGCGUAUUGUUGUGGCUUGUACUCGGGGUACGGACAUUUUAAUAAAUUAGCGUGGCGACAUUA